Molecule: messenger RNA, 381 nt
Organism: Prorocentrum cordatum
Lineage: Eukaryota; Dinophyceae; Prorocentrales; Prorocentraceae
Source: the annotation of a GenBank genome assembly
AUGUUCGCUGCCAGCUCCGCCUUGGCCUCGCUGGUGUACAACAUCUUGGCAUUCAGCAUUGUGCAGUACCUGUCGGCCACCCACGUCGCGUUCGCGGGCAACUUCAACAAGGCCGCCACCGUGCCGCUCGCCCUGCUGGUCGGCAUCGACCACCUGCCGCAGGGCGUGUACGGCCCCAUCAUGGUCGUCUCUGCAGUCGUCAACAUCCUCGCAUUCUCUGCGUACAACGUGGUCACUGGCGGUGCGGGAGGCCACGGCGGCGGCGGUUCCAGCAAGGAUAGGGAGAACGGGAAGGAGCCCGUCAAGUACGCGGAGUUCAGCGGAAAGGAGAGCGACGAUUCUGACGAUGACGAGAGCAGCUCGGAUGGCGGUUGCUGCUGA